AUGUCACCAAACUCAGCAGCGUGGCUACUCGAGGCAAAGGCAACCGCCUUCGAAAUCAAACCCGUGCCUCUUUGGACACCAGCGGAAGGCGAGAUCUUGGUAAAGAAUCGUGCCGUCGCUAUCAAUCCUGUGGACGGCAGCCUUCAGAAUUUGGCAUGGUUGCCAAUGCACUACCCAACGAUUCUCGGUCAAGACGUUGCUGGAGAAGUUGUCGCGGUCGGCGCUGGAGUCACACGUUUCAAAAUUGGCGAUCGUGUGCUUGGUCAGGCUCUCGGAUUAACCACUCAACGUGAUUCAGACCAUGCCUUUCAACAGUACACCAUCGUCAAUUCAAAGGUGGCUACCGAGAUUCCAGCGAGUAUGUCUUACCAGUUUGCGGCGGUCAUUCCCCUUGGCUGCUCGACUGCCGCUUGCGGCUCGUCGAGUGUCGGUACAAAUGCUAUCCAGCUAGCGGCUGCUGCUGGAUACGAAGUCAUCGCUACUGCAUCGCCAAAGAACUUCGACUACGUCAAAAGCCUCCGUGCCAGCGAAGUGUUCGACUACAAUGAAUCCACUGUCGAGGGAGAUUUGAUUCUUAGUCUGUCCGGACGAACCCUCGUCGGUGUGCUCGACGCGAUUGGUGGAAAUGCCACCAUUGUCAGCUGCAACGUGCUUCACAAGGUUGCUGGUAAGGGACGUGUCGCAACAGCCAAGCGAUUCGGUGAUUACACUCCUCCAAAAGGCGUUGUACUAACGACCAUCUUUGCCACAACUUUGGCUGAGAGUCCCGUGGGGAAGGCCAUUUACGAGAGCUUUCUGCCAGGAGCUUUGGCGAAGGGUUUAUACGUUGCAUCGCCCGCGGCCGAAGUCGCCGGACAUGGAUUGGAGGCUAUUCAAGGAGCGGUCAAUCAGGUCACGAGGGGUGUUUCGGCAAAGAAGCUUAUUGUGACGCUAUAA
This is a messenger RNA of Dissoconium aciculare CBS 342.82, 936 nucleotides long. Its product is annotated as zinc-binding alcohol dehydrogenase domain-containing protein cipB. Gene Ontology annotation, molecular function: oxidoreductase activity, acting on NAD(P)H. The record is from RefSeq and is a predicted model, not a curated record. Bases 1 to 936 code for a protein of 311 amino acids. Lineage: Eukaryota; Fungi; Ascomycota; Dothideomycetes; Mycosphaerellales; Dissoconiaceae. The transcript has 2 exons.